GGCCCCGGCGGCGGCGCAGGACUAUGGACCCGGCUGAGGCCGUGCUUCAGGAGAAGGCCCUCAAGUUCAUGCCCCGAAUACACAUGCCAAAAGAUGGAUUCCAACUUAUAUCUUCUGGAUACCAAGCAUGGCUAAAGCAGUGCUCUAUGCCCAGAUCUCUGUGGCUGGGCUGCUCCAGCCUGGCGGACAGCAUGCCCUCGCUGCGAUGCCUGUAUAACCCAGGGACUGGCGCACUCCCAGCUUUCCAGAAUUCCUCUGAGAGAGAAGACUGUAAUAAUGAUGAGCCCCCUAGGAAGAUCAUUCCUGAGAAGAAUUCACUUAGACAGACCUACAACAGCUGUGCCAGACUGUGCUUAAACCAGGAAACAGUAUGUCUAGGAAGCACUGCUAUGAAGACUGAAAAUUGUGUGGCCAAAACAAAACUUGCCAAUGGCACUUCCAGUAUGAUUGUGCCCAAGCAAAGAAAACUGUCUGCAAGCUAUGAGAAGGAGAAGGAACUCUGCGUCAAGUAUUUCGAACAGUGGUCCGAGUCUGACCAGGUGGAGUUUGUGGAGCACCUCAUCUCCCAGAUGUGUCACUACCAGCACGGACAUAUAAACUCAUACCUCAAACCCAUGUUACAGCGGGACUUCAUCACUGCACUGCCAGCUCGGGGAUUGGAUCACAUUGCUGAGAACAUUCUGUCAUACCUGGAUGCCAAAUCGUUGUGUGCUGCUGAGCUGGUGUGCAAGGAGUGGUACCGGGUGACAUCGGACGGCAUGCUGUGGAAGAAGCUCAUCGAGAGAAUGGUCAGGACGGACUCCCUGUGGAGGGGGUUGUCAGAGAGGAGAGGAUGGGGACAAUAUCUAUUUAAAAAUAAACCUCCUGAUGGGACUGCACCACCCAACUCCUUCUAUAGAGCACUUUACCCCAAAAUUAUACAGGACAUAGAGACAAUAGAGUCAAACUGGCGGUGUGGAAGGCACAGUUUACAGAGAAUCCACUGCCGAAGCGAGACGAGCAAAGGGGUUUAUUGUUUACAGUAUGAUGAUCAGAAGAUAGUAAGUGGCCUACGAGACAAUACUAUCAAGAUCUGGGAUAAGAAUACAUUGGAAUGCAAGCGAAUUCUCACCGGACACACGGGUUCUGUCCUGUGCCUCCAGUACGAUGAACGGGUGAUUAUUACUGGAUCUUCAGACUCAACAGUCAGGGUGUGGGAUGUGAACGCAGGUGAGAUGCUGAAUACACUGAUUCACCACUGCGAAGCAGUACUGCAUCUCCGCUUCAAUAACGGCAUGAUGGUGACAUGUUCCAAAGACCGUUCCAUUGCUGUGUGGGACAUGGCUUCACCAACAGACAUCACCCUGAGGAGGGUGCUAGUAGGGCACCGAGCUGCUGUCAACGUAGUGGACUUUGAUGACAAGUACAUUGUAUCAGCAUCAGGUGACAGAACUAUAAAGGUAUGGAACACUAGUACCUGCGAAUUUGUGCGCACCUUAAAUGGCCACAAACGAGGCAUUGCAUGUCUGCAGUACAGAGACAGGCUAGUAGUGAGCGGCUCUUCAGAUAAUACUAUCAGGCUGUGGGAUAUUGAGUGUGGGGCAUGUUUACGAGUACUGGAAGGCCAUGAAGAGUUGGUGAGAUGCAUACGCUUUGAUAACAAGAGGAUAGUCAGUGGGGCAUAUGAUGGAAAAAUUAAAGUAUGGGAUCUUGUGGCUGCUUUGGACCCCCGUGCUCCAGCAGGGACCCUCUGCUUGCGAACCCUUGUGGAGCAUUCUGGAAGAGUCUUUCGACUUCAGUUUGACGAGUUCCAGAUCGUCAGCAGCUCACAUGAUGACACCAUCCUCAUCUGGGAUUUUCUGAAUGACCCAGCUGCCCAAGCAGAAUCCACUCGUUCCCCGUCCAGAACAUACACCUACAUCUCAAGAUAAAUAACACUACACUGUACCUCACACUCGCACAGGACUCAUUUAAGCUGCAGUAUUUAAAUUAUCUGCCAAUGCCAGGACAAAAGAACUAUCCACGUAACCAAUACUUGCUGAAGAGAGAGGCUCUCAGACUUGUUUCUGGAACAAAGUUGGCAUGCGGUUGAUCUCAGACAGGGUCUACUCAGCGCGGCUGACUGCUAAAGUGCUGCUAUAUCAGAAGAUGACUUUUAUCUUUCAUGAACAGUUAACAUUUUUAAACCUUCCCAUCCCUUUCCUCCCUCAUCCCCCUCUUCCUGUUCACUCCUCUUCCCUUUACCCUGUUUGGUUCCCCUCCAAACCCAGUCACAGAUGUCCUAUGAAUAUAUUUAAGAUGUUGCCAGAAUGUGUUGCUUUGCUGUUAAGCAGAAGACUUAUAGCAUAGUGCAUCCUGCUGAGAGAGUCAC
Gymnogyps californianus (California condor) is the source of this 2350-nucleotide messenger RNA. RefSeq names its product beta-transducin repeat containing E3 ubiquitin protein ligase (gene BTRC). Lineage: Eukaryota; Metazoa; Chordata; Aves; Accipitriformes; Cathartidae. The record is from RefSeq and is a predicted model, not a curated record. The transcript has 16 exons. Gene Ontology annotation, molecular function: protein dimerization activity. The coding region runs from base 24 to 1910 and encodes 628 amino acids.